AAUCUACAGUCGAUGCUGCGAAAAGAAAAGUUGUGGCAACCGAAAUGAGACUCCUUCAGAUCCUGUCAUCAUCGACAGAUUCUUUUUAAAAUUUUUCCUCAAGUGCAAUCAGAAUUGUUUGAAAACAGCAGGAAACCCAAGGGACAUGAGAAGGUUUCAGGUCGUGUUGUCAACAACGGUGAACGUGGAUGGACACGUGCUGGCCGUUUCCGACAACAUGUUUGUUCACAACAACUCGAAGCAUGGGCGGAGGGCAAGAAGACUGGACCCGUCGGAAGCUACCCCCUGCAUCAAAGCCAUUAGCCCAAGCGAAGGCUGGACCACCGGAGGAGCCAUGGUCAUUAUUAUUGGGGACAACUUCUUCGAUGGCCUCCAAGUGGUGUUUGGGACCAUGCUUGUAUGGAGCGAGCUAAUAACUCCUCAUGCCAUCAGAGUGCAGACGCCCCCUCGGCACAUUCCCGGAGUAGUAGAAGUGACAUUAUCUUACAAAUCCAAACAGUUCUGCAAAGGAGCUCCAGGGAGGUUCAUUUACACAGCAUUAAAUGAACCCACCAUAGACUACGGCUUCCAGAGACUGCAGAAAGUCAUCCCAAGGCAUCCUGGGGAUCCGGAGAGAUUAGCUAAGGAAAUGCUGUUGAAAAGAGCUGCAGAUCUGGUGGAGGCGCUGUAUGGGACACCACACAAUAACCAGGACAUCAUUUUGAAGCGAGCCGCAGACAUCGCUGAAGCCCUCUACAGUGUCCCCAGGAACCCUAGCCAGAUCCCAGCUCUCUCUAGCUCUCCAGCUCACAGUGGCAUGAUGGGCAUCAACUCCUACGGCAGCCAGCUGGGGGUCAGCAUCUCCGAGUCAACACAGGGGAACAAUCAAGGAUACAUCCGCAACACGAGCAGCAUCUCUCCGCGGGGCUACUCCUCCAGCUCCACCCCUCAGCAGUCUAAUUACAGCACCUCCAGUAACAGUAUGAAUGGCUACAGCAACGUCCCCAUGGCCAACCUGGGUGUCCCAGGGUCACCAGGGUUUCUAAACGGCUCCCCCACCGGCUCUCCUUAUGGAAUCAUGUCAUCAAGUCCGACCGUUGGGUCUUCCAGCACGUCCUCCAUCCUCCCGUUUUCCUCUUCGGUUUUUCCUGCCGUCAAACAGAAGAGUGCCUUUGCCCCUGUCAUCAGGCCCCAAGGCUCCCCUUCACCCGCCUGCUCCAGCGGCAACGGAAACGGAUUCAGAGCCAUGACCGGACUUGUGGUGCCCCCGAUGUAAAGAAGAGAAAGAACAGCUCUCUUAAAAAUAGCACAAAACGACUUACUCUGAUGGACCAAUAAUGGAAGCAGCACAAGGAGCUCUUUGGGGAGAGUCGUGUCCCCAAAUGAACAUGAUGGACAGAUUUGGGUUUGCAAGCAGCUGCCUCUUACCUGGUCUCACAUUUCUCAUGUAGCUCCGAUGGCUACACAAACUGACCCUCUCGGGAGCAAGGACAAACGAUGCCAUUGACAUAGUCAGUGCUAAGAGCAGAAAUGCAAUUCUUUGUUAUGAACACUAUGAGAACCACCUUCCUAUGUUUGUAAAAUAUUUAAGAAAAAAAAAUUGGCAAACAAUUCAUGCUUAAUAUUUUGGAUACUAUUUGUUUUUCUUUGUAGGAAAAAAAAAGUUGAAAGUUUCUAUUUUCUAUGAAGCCUUUCAGAUACCAAUUUAGUUUAUGCAGAAAAAAAAAAUUGACCAAACAGGGUACCAGCAUGGAAGACUUUCUUAAAACGAAACCUGAAUUGAAUGAUGAAAUGUUGUUGUAUGUGUGUUUGCUUAUAGUUUAAUCUCUUUAAAAAACACAAAAAAACCACAAAAAACAAAAAAAGGGAAAAAUUUUAAAAUGUUUUACAAUUAUUUAAAUAAAUAAACGUGUAACUUAUUGUAAGUAGAGGUAGAAAUUAAGACCUUUUCGGAGGAGAGAGGCGUUUCUCUUCCUGAUGUAAAAUGAAAGUCAUGCAAACAUGUAGUAACAAGUUUAAAGGUGUGUGAUUAUUACUGCAGUUACUAGACUCUUACCCCCAUCCCACAGCCCCCUUUUUUUCCAUCAUUUUAUUGACCCACAGGCAACAACAUAUACCUUACGUAGGACAACCUGAUGCAGAAACAAAGAUCCAAGUCCAGGCACGUACACGGAUACCGAAUUCCAGCAGUCCAUCUCCAGCUCCGUCUGCUUUCUAGAUAGUCUACGUGUCCCUUUAGGUAUUCACUUUUUGUGAAUAUAUAUAUAUAUAUAUUUUAAUUUAUAUUAGCUUUCAACAUUCUCCCCUGAGCACUGCAGAGAAUUUCCAUGGUUUAGGGUGUCCCUGGCUUUCCAUCCCAGGGAAACAAGGGUCUCACCUUAAAGAGAGCCAAAGCCACAGGACUUUCCCAACCGAAGGGCCCCUUCGGACUUCUCCCUUGUCAGAGCCACAUGCUCCCUCGUCUUUGGUUACCUGACUCAGCACAGAGGAUUGAGGCCCGCAGAACUUCAGAAACAGGAUCUGGAGAAGGUGACUCUGUUUCUUGGACUCUUCAGCGGCAGUCAUAGAAUGUCCACAUCCUUUCUUCUCUCUGCAGAGUUUCCCUCGGCAUUCAACUCGUGUGACAAAAAAAUCUGUAUCCUACUUGACAUCGUUUCCAGGCAAGGAUGUGACGGGGUGUGGAAGAGGCGUGGUAAAAGCCCCAAAUCUCUCUUUUGAUGUUUGAAGAAAUGGAAACCUUGAUGCCUGGGGGGUCAGAAGGCAGGGGCACCCAUUUCCAGGCAGUGCAGGUCCCCAUGCCUGCCCGGGGCCCUUUUGAGCCCUGGGACUGGCUCUUCAGGGGAGAACCUUGGCAGGAACUGCUCACAGGGGCUGUCUUGAGAGCCUGUGCGACCCUGGAGCUGUCCCAGACUUACCUGGAUGUCACUUUUUUCCAGGCUAGGGUUCUCCUCGCUGACUCACUGGCACCACAGCAUAGUCCAUACACAGACUUCAGUUCGGGGUUCUCGGUUGGGGUUCUCAUUAGAAAUUGAUGCAACUCCCCUGGA
Messenger RNA from Vicugna pacos (alpaca), 3026 nucleotides. NCBI's taxonomy places the organism in Eukaryota, Metazoa, Chordata, Mammalia, Artiodactyla, Camelidae. The record is from RefSeq and is a predicted model, not a curated record.